UGUAGGCGGAGGCGUUGAAUCAGCAGCAGCAGCAGCGGGCGGGGGGCGAUGAUAUCAUGAUGCCGUGAUGCCUCGGGGCAGAUUCUCAAAGCCCGAGGCAGCUCCGUCUCCAUCGUCGUCCGAACGUCGGUCCCCAUCAUCAUCAGCAGCAGCAGCGGCAGCAGCAGCAGCAGGCACGGGAGGGCGCCCACGGGACCAUGCGGCCGAGGCGGCGAGCAGGACGGGCCCAGCGAUGCUCGCCCGGCUCCUGUCGGCCGCGCUCUACGGCAUCAGCUCCUUCCUCAUCGUGGUGAUCAACAAGAGCGUGCUCACGGCAUACAGAUUUCCAUCUUCUAUAUCCCUGGGCAUCGGACAAAUGGUGGCCACGCUCGUGGUGCUGUACGCUGGCAAGCAGUGCGAUGUGGUCUCCUUCGCUGAUCUGGACCGGAGUGUCCUUCGCAAGAUUUUCCCCUUGCCUCUGAUCUACUUGGGAAACUUGCUGACAGGGUUGCUGAGCACAAAGCGGCUAAACCUUCCCAUGUUUACUGUGCUGAGAAGAUUCUCGAUUCUCUUCACAAUGAUCGCGGAGGUUAUCGUGCUCAAGAAGAAAGUGUCAACCUCCGUGCAGCUGACAGUGAUGACCAUGAUCCUGGGUGCCUUCGUUGCAGCUAGCUCUGACCUGGCCUUUGACCUCCAGGGCUAUGUCUUCAUCCUGCUCAACGACAUCUUAACAGCUGCCAAUGGAGUCUACAUAAAGCAGAAGCUUGAUACGAAGGAGCUGGGCAAGUAUGGGCUGCUGUUCUACAACGCGCUCUUCAUGAUCGUGCCCACGAUGCUGAUAGCGCACGUCACUGGCGACGUGGACAAGGCUUUGGAGUUUUCUGGCUGGGCUGACCCUCUCUUUGUCGUACAGUUUCUCCUCUCCUGCAUUAUGGGGUUUGUUCUCAUGUAUUCCACUGUGCUGUGCACUCAGUGGAACUCUGCCCUCACCACAACCAUCGUGGGCUGCAUUAAGAAUGUCUUGAUCACCUAUAUUGGGAUGGUCUUUGGAGGGGACUACAUCUUUUCGUGGACUAAUUUUAUUGGUCUGAACAUCAGCAUUGCGGGCAGUCUGGUGUACUCCGUCAUCACGCUGCGUGGCGAGCGGGCGCAGGCCAAGCAUGCGUCUAACGGCCUUGGAGAUGCGCGCCUGCGCACCACGGUAAAGAAGAAAAAGUGAAGACGGGGAAGGGUGGGGGACCAAGCGGAGGGUUACAACUCCUAAAAUUCCACACUUCAAGAAAGUUUCCUUACAGCGGUGGCUUUCGUCGAUUGGGUAAUUUCAUCUGGAACGACUUAUGGUAGUUUUACUUUUGAUCUCUGCAUGUCAAGUUUUGCAUUGCCAAUAGCCGAGCGUACUACUGAUGGUUUUGUGAAGCUACUGGCAGUUAAAAUCCUUCCCUAUAUUUUUAUGCACAUUUCAAAGAAUUUAGGAGUGAAUCUGGAUGAUUAUAACUUUGAGAACAAAAUUGUUUGUACAAUGGGAAAUGCGUUGCUUACAUUUUGACUGAAGGAAUUUUGGUUUUGUCGAUCAAAUAAAAUCGGCAACAAAUCAAA
This is a messenger RNA of Lethenteron reissneri (Far Eastern brook lamprey), 1575 nucleotides long. RefSeq names its product solute carrier family 35 member D2-like protein. The record is from RefSeq and is a predicted model, not a curated record. Lineage: Eukaryota; Metazoa; Chordata; Hyperoartia; Petromyzontiformes; Petromyzontidae.